Mangifera indica (mango) is the source of this 2689-nucleotide messenger RNA. Its product is annotated as phosphatidylinositol/phosphatidylcholine transfer protein SFH9-like. The record is from RefSeq and is a predicted model, not a curated record. The transcript has 16 exons. The coding region runs from base 540 to 2339 and encodes 599 amino acids. Lineage: Eukaryota; Viridiplantae; Streptophyta; Magnoliopsida; Sapindales; Anacardiaceae.
AGUAUUUACUCCUUUGCCUCUACGAUCCGUUUCGAAGCGGCAACUUGAUCGAGAUUCCAAAACCCGCCAGACCAACAAACAAACAGCUCAAACUGCCGCCGUCAUCUAUAGCUCCUGACGGACCUCCCCACACAAUGCGCCCGCUUCACGCUUCCUUUCCUUUUCGCUCUCACCGUUUCUCGACCUGAAAGCUACCUCCCUGCUUCCAUUUACGCAUUAACAUUAUUCUUUUAGCGUAAAGUUAGAGAUCGUCAUUUGAAAAGCAAAUCCUUCGUAAGAAUAUAUAUAAAUACUUAUAAAGCAUUUUUUAAUCGUGAAGCUGAAGAGCUGAACCCGUGAAUGUCGGUUGAUCCGAGGUUUGCAUCAAGAGUUUUGGAAAAUUUCGUUGUUUCGUAUAAACUGCGACUUUUGCUAGCCAGGAUUCUUCAAGAUCUAGAUGAUCUCUGCGACUUUCAUACUUUGUUACUGAAAUUUCUCUGAUUUACUUGCCUUUGGUGCAGAGUCAAAUUGGACUCAGAUAAUUCCAAAUUUUUGUGGCAAUGCAAGACGUAAUUUUGAUUGAAGAAGGUGAGAGGUAUAAAGGCCUGCCAGAUGUUGAGACAUCCGAAGACGAGAAACGGAGAAGUCAGAGCAGAUAUCUGAGGAAGAAAGCAAUGAGUGCAUCAACAAGACUGACACACAGUCUGAGAAAACGCGGCAGCAAGCGUGUUUCCGAUUCCCAAUAUGCUUCGAUUUCGAUUGAAGAUGUGAGAGAUGCGGAGGAAGAAAAGGCAGUUAAUGCCUUCCGCCAGGCAUUGAUUGCCAAUGAUCUUCUUCCACCUCGCCACGAUGAUUACCACACCAUGUUGAGAUUCUUGAAGGCAAGGAAGUUUGACAUUGACAAAACUGUACAGAUGUGGGCGGACAUGCUCAAUUGGAGGAAAGAGUUUGGAGCUGAUUCUAUCUUACAGGAUUUUGUCUAUGAUGAAUUUGAAGAAGUCCAGCGUUAUUAUCCUCAUGGUUACCAUGGUGUAGAUAAAGAGGGUCGACCUGUUUAUAUUGAGAGACUUGGCAAAGCUGAACCUAGCAAGCUUAUGAAUGUCACCAUAGUGGAAAGGUUUUUAAAAUAUCAUGUUCAGGGGUUCGAGAAGACAUUUGCCAAGAAGUUCCCAGCAUGUUCUAUUGCUGCCAAGAGGCACAUAGACACUACAAUAACCAUACUGGAUGUCCAGGGAUUGAACUGGAUGAGUUUUGGCAAGGUUGCACAUGAUCUUGUAAUGCGCAUACAGAAAAUUGAUGGUGACAACUAUCCUGAGACAUUACACCAGAUGUUUAUUGUUAAUGCUGGCAGUGGAUUCAAACUGCUUUGGAGUACAGCCAAAACCUUUCUGGACCCGAAAACAACUGCAAAGAUUCAUGUCUUAGGCAACAGAUUUCAUAAUAAACUGUUGGAGUUCAUAGACUCAAGCCAAUUGCCAGAUUUUCUUGGUGGAACCUGUUCAUGUCCAAAUGAAGGUGGUUGCCUUAGAUCUGAUAAGGGACCUUGGAAUGAUCCAGGAAUUAAUAAACUGUUACAGGCUAGUCAUGCUAUGUCCUUGAGGAAGACAAUGAGUUUUUCUGAUAGCGAUGAUUUAGAACUCAAAUUAUUCACCUCUAAGAUUGCAGAUAGUGAAAUAUCUCCUAUAGAUCCGAUUGUAGUUUCAAGCCCAAAUACUUCAGGCUUCAUACAGUCGGUGCCACUUCAUAACAAAGGAAGAAUGAAUGGUCCUAAUUCUAUCUGCAGUGUGGUUGAACCAGUUGAUGCCACAGGAGCGGAUGGUGCUACAUCAACAAAUGAUUUAACCAUUGAAGAUAAUCCAAGAAGGCCACGAAAGAGGCUCAUUCCCCAUGUAACAAGCCUAGUGGUUCGCUUUGUACUCAAUUUGUUAGCAUGUAUAUAUCUUCUACUUCCAGGAUUGAGAAAACUUUUUAUGUUGCUACAUGCAAAUAAACCACUAGAAAAUCGGACGGAAUCCCAGAUACCACUGUCAAUGUCUCAAGAGAGAAAUGUUCCUCAGACAGUUGAGGAGAAAUCAUUCCAUCCAUGCUGGGAGAGGCUGCAGCGUUUAGAAGCACUAUUAGGUCACUUACUUGACAAACCUAAAAACAUUCCUGCAGAGAAAGAAGACAUGCUUCUUGAAUCAAUGAGUCGCAUUAAAUCCAUUGAACAAGAUUUACAGAAGACAAAAAGAGCACUGCUUGCUACUGCAUCAAAACAACUGGAGAUUGCUGAGUCAUUGGAAAAUUUAAAGGAAAGCAGCUUGCCUGAUACAAACGCAUGUUGGCCAAGAAACUACAGAUCUUAUACCCCACCAAGAUGAGAGUUCCUAUUUUGAAGUGGCCCAGACAUUCAACAAAUGCAGUCACUGCCAAAUUUUGGACAAACUUAUCAACUUAGGUAGUCAUCAUUCUAGGUUCUUUCAAUUGGACAACCAAGUAACAGAGUGUUUGUUUUUUAGGGGCUCAUAACACAGCUCUUGGAGAUAAAUUUGGCGGUGAGCGAGAGACUUGUUUAUAAUAUUGUAGAUAUAUCUGUAGCACUCUUGAUAGUCUCUCUUCUCUUUUCUUACUCUAUGGUUUGGUUUUUCUCACAGGCCAAAUUUUAGUCAAUUAGUGACAACUAAUUUUUUCUAUUAAAAUUUGGGCUAUGGUCACAUUUUUAUGUUGUAAA